Mesorhabditis belari is the source of this 2106-nucleotide messenger RNA. NCBI's taxonomy places the organism in Eukaryota, Metazoa, Nematoda, Chromadorea, Rhabditida, Rhabditidae. The record is from the annotation of a GenBank genome assembly.
AUGCUCACCGCAACAAAGUCCUCUUCAUCCGUAUCUAAUCAAGCGUCGAUGGAGUCACAAUCGAUCACUUCUUCCACUCAAUCCACUCAAUCCACUCAAUCGGUGACUACAUCAGUGAAAACCUUUUCUUCUUUGGAGACUUACCAAGCGGAAAUGUUUGUGGCAAAUGGAUCAGAAGGGAAUGCGGAGAUUCAAGAAAUCGACUAUGCGACUGAGCCAGUUAUUGGAGCUGGGGCAACUAUUGCAUCGAUUGAGCCUGAGAAGAAGCUUGGAGAUGGAGACAGGGCUGCGAUUGGCCAAGGAGUCGAGAGUUUUGCUUCAAUCGGAACGGAGAGGAAUCUCAAUACAGAAUCUCUGAGAUCAUCAAGGACACCAAUUGGGUCAUAUCAAGGACAAUUCGAAAGUGGAAACUUGAGAACAUCUAGAACAAAAAUGUCAACAUAUUCUGGUUCUAGAAAUGCGACUGGUGGCAGUCGUGUCCUAAAAAUGGUGACAGAGAUGGGAUCGGCGACAAUUGGUGGAAUCUCACCGGCUCUUUCAGCAAAUGCUGCCAAGAGUUUCCUUGAGGCAACGGAUAAGGAAAAGAAGGAGCUUCAGGGUUUGAACGAUCGUCUUGGAAACUACAUCGAUCGAGUGAAGAAACUCGAGGAACAAAACCGAAAACUCGUCGCUGAUUUGGAUGAGUUGCGCGGGAAAUGGGGAAAGGAUACAACAGAGAUUAAGAUCAAAUACUCGGAUUCACUCUCAAACGCGCGUAAAGACAUCGACAGCGCGGCAAGACAAAAGGCGGAAAUUGAUGUGAAAGUGGCUAGACUUCGCGAUGAUUUGGCUGAGUAUCGAUCACGCUAUGAGGAUAUCUCUCAUCGUCGCGAGGGUGAUCGCGAGAAGAUCCAACAGUGGACGAACGCCAUCGCUGACGCUCAAAAUGAACUCGAGAUGUUGAGAGCAAGAUGGAAGCAAUUGAACGACGAGGAGAAACGCCUCAACAACGACAACGGUCGACUCUGGGAAGAGCUUCAGAAAGCCCGAGCUGACCUCGACGAGGAGACAAUCGGCAGAAUCGACUUCCAGAACCAGGUGCAAACCCUUAUGGAGGAGCUCGAGUUCUUGAGAAGAGUCCACGAACAAGAGGUGAAAGAAUUGCAAGCCCUUCUCGCACAAGCCCCAGCGGAUACCCGUGAAUUCUUCAAGAACGAGUUGGCCUUGGCCAUCAGGGACAUCAAGGACGAGUACGAUUACAUCGCCAAACAGGGCAAACAAGACAUGGAAAGCUGGUAUAAACUCAAGGUGUCCGAGGUGCAAGGCUCGGCCAACCGGGCUGCCGUGGAGAGCAACUAUCAACGCGAAGAGGUGAAACGCAUGCGUGACAACAUCGGCGAUUUGCGCGGCAAACUCGGCGACUUGGAGAACAAGAACGCGCUGCUCGAGAAGGAAGUUCAAAACCUCAACUAUCAGCUUGCCGAUGAUCAACGCCAAUACGAGGCAGCCCUCAACGAGCGUGAUGCAACCCUUCGCCGAAUGCGCGAAGAGUGCCAAACACUUGUUGCCGAGCUCCAGGCUCUCCUUGACACGAAACAAAUGCUCGACGCCGAGAUUGCCAUCUACAGAAAAAUGCUCGAGGGAGAGGAAAGCCGGGUUGGUCUCCGCCAGAUGGUCGAGCAAGUCGUCAAGACUCACUCUCUUCAGACACAAGAAGACACCGACUCAACCCGUAACGUUCGCGGCGAGGUCUCCACAAAGACCACUUUCCAAAGAUCGGCUAAGGGCAAUGUGACAAUUGCCGAGUGUGAUCCAAAUGGGAAAUUCAUCACCCUUGAGAACACUCACAGAACCAAGGAUGAGAACCUGGGUGAGCACAAGUUGAAGAGAAAAUUGGACAAUCGUCGAGAGAUCACCUACUCGAUCCCGGCAAACACUGUGCUCAAGGCUGGAAGGACGAUGAAGAUUUACGCUCGUGAUCAAGGAGGUCUUCACAUGCCACCAGAUUCCCUUGUCAAUGAUGCCGAAAACACUUGGGGAAUUGGAGCCAAUGUCGUGACCACUCUUAGCAACAAAGACGGUGACGAGAGAGCCACUCACACACAGAAAACCGUUCAGACUGGAAAC